Molecule: messenger RNA, 1275 nt
Organism: Symbiodinium pilosum
Lineage: Eukaryota; Dinophyceae; Suessiales; Symbiodiniaceae
Source: the annotation of a GenBank genome assembly
AUGGCAGUGCCUCGAAAGCGGCGAUGCAGCUCGCUGGAGCUGGGCGAGGCAAUCUCGAAGAGACUUCGCCGUGCCAAUCAGCUGCUGCAAGCGGCCAUUGAGCCGCAGUCUGAAGCCGAAGCGGAGAAGCAAGGCGAGGUGCAGCCGGCAAAAUGGCCAGGUUGCGCCGCACGGCUCCUUACCCUGCGCGCAGUGUCAAGGACUGUGCUGCCCAGCGAGGAGCUGCCUCCCGGGAAAGCUGCAUGGGCUUUGAUGCAGCCGCUCCCACCAUGCCCAACCAGAUCUUUGAGAAGCCCGCCGCCAGGAACGUUGCAGUGGGACAUUCCCUACUCAAAGCGCGCUGCUUUUGCUUACGGCGAGGAUGCUCGCGAUAGUUGGCUCAGAGCUCGUCCUCGCUAUCUUGGCUACGCAGAGUACGCACGCUGGCUCUCAUGUGCAGUGCCAGAUGCCGAACUGCGGCCGCCCGUGCCCGAGAAGGAGGAGGAGCAAGCAUCAGGAUUGGAGCUAUUGCGACUCCUGGCUGCUCUGAAGAUUCCCAAGAAGAAGCGACGGGUGCCGCCCAUCACACUAGAGGAGGAGAAGCUGGCCGAUGAUGCCUUGUUUGGCCAAGGCGGCGCAGAUGAGGUCAUCGCCUCGCGCUUCAGCGUGGAGGUGACCCGAAGGCAGCUGGAAUGUCUGCGCCCGGGCGAAUGGUUGAAUGACGAAGUCAUUAACUUUUACUACAAGCUGCUGCAGGAGAGGAGCAAGACAGGCACGACAUCGCCAAAAUGUUGGUUCACCAACUCGUUCUUUUGGCCCAAGCUGAGCGGCAACAACAAGGAAUACAAUUAUAAGGAAGUGAGGAGAUGGACAAUCAAGGCAAAGAUAGACGUCUUCGAGAUGGACUACAUCAUUUUCCCAAUGAACAUUGCAGAGACACAUUGGGCUAUGGGGGCCAUAGACCUAAAGGAAAAGGGGUUUCGCUACUUUGACUCGAUGUUCAGCAAUCCACCCUCCAACUUCGUAGCUUUCCUGCGGCGAUACUUAGCUGACGAGCACAAGGCAAAGAAGAGCAAAGAUCUCCCAGGUGUGGAUGGCUGGAAGCUUCUCAUCCCCGAGCCUCCAGUGCCGCAGCAGCGCAACGGGUACGACUGCGGCGUUUUCACAUGCUUCUUUGCGGACUGCCUCUCUGCCGGAAAGCCGCUGGCAUUCGACCAGGAUGACAUGCCGAUCCUCCGGAAGAGGAUCGCUGCUCGAGUCAUGAAAGCAGAUGAGAAGUUUGACCCGAUCCUGUAG